Molecule: messenger RNA, 642 nt
Organism: Eucalyptus grandis
Lineage: Eukaryota; Viridiplantae; Streptophyta; Magnoliopsida; Myrtales; Myrtaceae
Product: late embryogenesis abundant protein 2-like
Exons: 3
Coding region: 180-377 (65 amino acids)
Source: RefSeq, a predicted model, not a curated record
UCGCGUCGCAGCGUGUCGAGCAAACAGAGGGGUCCGAGCGACUAUAAAAUCCCGACGCCAUCGACACCACAGUCCAUCGAAAACCUUGUUCAAUUCCCAAGUGAAAGUGAGUAACUGUGAACGAAGAGUUGAACUUUGCAUCUCGGCGUGCGGAUUCAAGAGGAAGCAGCAAAGUGGAAAUGGACAACUCCAAGAUGGGCUUCAAUGCAGGGCAGGCCAAGGGCCAGACUCAGGAGAAGAGCAACCAGAUGAUGGAUAAGGCAUCCAACACUGCUCAAUCUGCAAGGGAUUCCAUGCAAGAGACUGGUCAGCAGAUGAAGGCCAAAGCCCAGGGUGCUGCUGAUGCAGUGAAGAAUGCCACCGGGAUGAACAAAUGAGGAGCUCAGACAUGAAUGAAUAAAUAAUUAAGCUCUGGUUAUCAUUUGCUUUUCUGGUCGUUUGUUGUCCUGUUUUUCCUUGUCAAGAGCUUAUUAUGAGGGUCCUUUUGCUCUUUCCUUAGUUCUUUUUGUUUCUUGGUUGUUCCAUGAAGAGAGCAACUCUCUGUGUUUGAGAGUACUCAUCUCGCUUCAUAAGGUCUCAGUAUGUAGUUGCCUUUCGAGAAUGUUAUGUUCUCUCUCAUAAUGCUAUUCUGAUUUUAUACUC